UACAUCUGAUAAGAUAAAUAGAUAAGUCUAAACAAUUAAAGUCAUUUAUCUUCAAUAGCUCAGUAUCAAAUAAACACCAAUGGAAAAGUACAGAUUUCCUUACGAUAUAGAAGACUUCAAAGAUGGUAGACCGUGGGACUCGAUAAGAGUGGGGCCUAAGCGCUAUGUGGUCUCUAGUACAUACAGGGACCUGGCAUCGGAAUUUUACAACUUUGAGCUUCGUCCAGAUGACGUAUUCUUACUCGGAUUUCCUCGAUCUGGAACAACGAGGUGUCAGGAGGCCAUAUGGCUUAUAAACAACAACUUGGACUAUGAAAAGUCUAAAUCAAUUGUUAUAGAUGACCGAUGCCCGUUCCUGGACUUAGAGGUGCAGUUUCCUACUCCAUUUUCCUCUGAAAAUAGUGAGUUUCAAAAUGCGGGAGAGAAUCAUUUAUUGAAAAAGGUUAUAUCACCUCUGAAAUCGCUACCAAAUGCACCUUCACCGAGAUUCAUAAAAUCUCACUUACCGCUCUCACUGUUGCCGCCGAACCUUCUUGAUACCACCAAGGUCGUAUACAUAGCACGAGAUCCACGAGAUGUAGCGGUAUCCUACUAUUACCUUAUGAAACACCUUCUUCCUAAUGACAUGGGGUUUGAGAAGUAUUGGGGUGCUUUCCGAGAUGACAAAAUCCUUCUAACACCGAUAUUUGAACACAUCAAAGAGGCUUGGGGACAAAGAGAUCAUCCUAAUAUGGUUUUCCUCACUUACGAAGAUAUGUCAAAAGACAUGGCUUCGACUCUUCGCACUUCUUCAGAAUACACAUUCCAAUCAUUUUAA
This is a messenger RNA of Pieris napi, 817 nucleotides long. Its product is annotated as luciferin sulfotransferase-like. NCBI's taxonomy places the organism in Eukaryota, Metazoa, Arthropoda, Insecta, Lepidoptera, Pieridae. The record is from RefSeq and is a predicted model, not a curated record. Gene Ontology annotation, cellular component: cytoplasm. Bases 80 to 817 code for a protein of 245 amino acids. Gene Ontology annotation, biological process: sulfation. Gene Ontology annotation, molecular function: sulfotransferase activity. The transcript has 7 exons.